Molecule: messenger RNA, 3459 nt
Organism: Rhea pennata
Lineage: Eukaryota; Metazoa; Chordata; Aves; Rheiformes; Rheidae
Gene: MYRF
Product: myelin regulatory factor
Exons: 27
Coding region: 1-3459 (1152 amino acids)
Biological process (GO): central nervous system myelin maintenance; protein autoprocessing; positive regulation of DNA-templated transcription
Cellular component (GO): endoplasmic reticulum membrane; nucleus
Molecular function (GO): DNA-binding transcription factor activity; sequence-specific DNA binding
Source: RefSeq, a predicted model, not a curated record
AUGGCAGCAGUGGAGAAAUUCCAGUAUGUUCUGCAAAACAGAGGCCACGACAUUAAUGGAGCUUUGGAACCAUCUAACAUCGACACUAGCAUCCUGGAAGAGUACAUCAGCAAGGAGGACUCACCAGAUAUCUGUUUCCCUGACAUCCCUGCAUCAACCAGCUAUGCACAACCCCAACCCUCCAGUUCAGCCACCAUCAAUGCACCUCUUGCCAGCUCCAUCGCCAGUGCUGGGCAUGUGACCAACUCUGCUUCCAGCGGUUCCCUCCACCUUCCUCCCCCAGGCAACCAGAUCCCAAUCCGUCAUGGUCCUCUUUUGACCAACCCUUGUGGACCCAGCUAUGGUGCUCACCUCAACUGUAAUAACAACAAUGGCAUGGUGGUGCCAAAGGGCUACCACGGUAGCCACUGCAUAAACAACAUGGUCCCUCCAAUCAAAUCAGAGCCCAAGGCCUCCUAUGCACCUGGCACUUUACCCGACUCUCCCCCGGAUUCUGGAUCAGAAGCCUACUCCCCUCAGCAGGUGAAUGAUCCCCACCUUCUUCGGACCAUGACCCCUGAGAAUAUGUGCCACAUGACUCCCCCUUCCCGCCUGGAGCACCCUCCUCCACCUCCUCCACCUCCCCACCUCCAGGGUCCUCCCCCACCUCACCCUCACCAGCAGCAGCUCAACACUCAUUACCCGACUCUGCAGCGGGACAUGUACAUGAAGGCUGAGCCACUGAUGCCACCAUACGGCAUUGGGCAGGGCAUGUCGCCAGGUGACCUCCACCAUGCCCAGCAGUCACAGAUGCUGCACCAGCUACUCCAGCAACAUGGAGCAGACCUCCCAAUGCACCCCACCAAGAAGAGGAAACACUCCGAGUCACCCCCCAACACCCUCAAUGCACAGAUGCUCAACGGGCUAAUAAAGCAGGAGCCAGGUAUGGGGUCCGUGCCACUCAACCCUGACAGAGUCCAAACGCCUCCCUGGCACCAGCCGGGGGCGCUUUCACCAGGCCUAAUUCAAGAUAAUGACAGCUUGAAUGGCUCCUACCUGGAUCCCAACUACCAGUCUAUAAAGUGGCAGCCACAUCAGCAAAACAAGUGGGCAACUCUGUAUGAUGCCAACUACAAAGAACUCCCUAUGCUCACAUACCGUGUAGAUGCCGACAAGGGGUUCAACUUCUCAGUGGGUGACGACGCCUUUGUGUGCCAGAAGAAGAAUCAUUUCCAGGUCACAGUCUACAUUGGCAUGCUUGGAGAUCCCAAGUAUGUGAAGACUCCCGAGGGCCUGAAACCCUUAGAGUGCUUCUACCUGAAGCUGCAUGGAGUGAAGCUAGAGGCCUUGAACCAGUCAAUCAACAUAGAACAGUCACAGUCUGAUCGCAGCAAACGGCCCUUCAACCCUGUCACGGUCAACCUGCCUCCAGAGCAGGUCACUAAGGUCACUGUGGGGCGGCUACACUUCAGUGAGACCACAGCCAACAACAUGCGGAAAAAAGGCAAACCCAACCCAGACCAGAGGUAUUUCAUGCUUGUGGUAGCUCUGCAGGCGCAUGCCCAGAACCAGAACUACACGCUUGCAGCUCACAUCUCUGAACGCAUCAUCGUCAGAGCUUCAAACCCUGGCCAGUUUGAGAGCGACAGUGAUGUGCUCUGGCAGCGGGCACAGCUCCCUGAUACUGUCUUUCACCAUGGUCGAGUUGGCAUUAACACAGACCGCCCUGAUGAAGCCCUUGUGGUCCAUGGCAAUGUUAAGGUCAUGGGUUCGCUGAUGCACCCUUCAGACAUCCGAGUGAAAGAAGACAUCCAGGAGGUGGAUACCACAGAGCAGCUGAAGAGGAUUUCCCGUAUGCGGCUAGUACACUACAGCUACAAGCCUGAGUUUGCAGCCACUGUAGGCAUUGACAACACCUCUGAGACAGGUGUCAUUGCUCAGGAAGUAAAAGAGAUCCUCCCAGAAGCUGUGAAGGACACUGGGGACCUUGUCUUUUCUAAUGGGAAGACCCUUGAGAACUUCCUGGUGGUGAACAAGGAACGGAUAUUCAUGGAGAAUGUGGGAGCUGUGAAGGAGCUGUGCAAACUGACAGACAACCUGGAGACCCGUAUCGAUGAGCUGGAAAGGUGGAGUCAUAAACUGGCCAAACUCAAGCGGCUGGAUAGCCUGAAGUCAACUGUGAGCUCUGGGGCAUUCAGUCAAACAGGAAGCCAGUUCAGCCGUGCCGGAAGUGUACCCCCCAAAAAGAGGCCACACAAAGUAGCUAGCAAGUCACCAUCAGUGAUUCCAGAGCAAGCUUGCAUCAGCCAGCGCUUCCUACAGGGCACUAUCAUUGCCCUGGUCAUCAUCAUGGCAUUCAGUGUGGUAUCCAUGUCCACCCUCUACGUGCUGAGCUUGCGCAAUGAGGAGGACCUUGUGAAUAUUGACGGCUCUUUUGCUGUGCCCACUGCCUGUCUCCUGGCACUCUUCCGGCACAGGGGUCUUGGGGUCCCAGUCGCUCUAUGCCCACGGUCAAAUCAGAAUUUUGAUAAAACUCAGUUGGUGCCAUCCACAAUUGCAUCAGACAGAGCCAGUGACAGGACCUCUACACACCAAGUCACAGUGAAUGUGCAUGACUCUCUCUACGGCUUAUCUGGCCAGAGCGUGCUAGCAUGCUUCAACCCACCAUGUUUCUCCAUGUGCUGCUCUGCUGCUCCCACCAAUGUCUCCUCCAUUGCCCUCUCUGAGACCAGCCCCACUCAUGCUACUAACCAGACAGACCUAAGUCAGAUCUCACUUCUGCCAGUGACAAAUAUUAAAGGCAAAUCCAGAGGUGUCACCGGGAAAGUGACUUCCUACGCCAAGUGGCCAAAGACACCUGACAGGUCUCAGAGCUUCGGCAGCCCCAGUGCCAGCCCCUCCUCCCCUUUCACCCACAUCCAGGGCAAAUCCAAGUACAUCUCCAACCUCUCGCUCUCCCGCAGCAACUCGCCACUGGGGCAGGCCCGGCAGCAACGCAGCGUCAAGCAGCCGGUGAGCGAGUGGCCCCAUGCAGAGGAUCUUGACACAGAUGGGCCAAGCCCAGUGUUACAUUCCAUCCGGAUCUUGGAGAUCAAUGUAGCUAUCAAGUCCCAGUACUGUGCAGCCAGCGAUGCAUGCAGGACUGGAAACUUCACCUACCGCAUCCCUGUUAGCCAGCUCACAGCAGUAAACACCAAUCUGACCCUGGAGAUGAACACCUCUUCUGUUGUGUCCAUCUCCCUUUGUGGCCUUGUCUCUAGUGACCCAUGCCAGGAUGCUGCAAACAUGGACAACUUCAUCAAUACCACAGACACACAGGAAACAAUGCACCGUUGGCCUCUAGUGAUGAUGUCUUUCCGGGAGUUCACAUACCACUUCAGAGUAGCCCAGCCUGGUCGAGCCAACUGCAGCACUGCUCCUGAGCAGAUGGGACACCUUUUCACUGACUAUUAUUUUCAGUUUUACUGGCUCUGUGAGUGA